AUAAUAAAAUUGCAUAAAAUCUACGGCCCAGUGAUUACCGUAUGGAUAGGACCUUUCCCAUUUGUGUUUAUUGGUGACCCUGAUUUGGCCAGGGAGGCAUUCGGCAAAUGGGAAUUAGCUGGUCGACCGGAGUCACAGAUUGGCAAUAUUGAAAUAUGCAAAAAGUUUGACGAACAGAAUUUACAAAAGUUUAAAUAUUGUUCAACUGAUUUCUUAGAGGAGCAAGGAAACCGAAUAUAUUUACAUGAAUUCAUACCUGUUUUGCGUUUAUUUAUGAAAAAUCCUUUGGAUUUAUUCAAAGGAUAUUUCAAAGAAAUGAUAGACUACACGAAAAAUAUAUACAAAAAACAUGAGAAUACAUACGAUAAGGACAUAAACCGAGACUUUUGUGAUGUACUCAUUGCUACUAAACUGGACGCCAGUAAUAAAGACAGGGAGUCGGCCCAGUAUUAUACGGAUGAAAAUCUAACCUCGGUUAUGGUCGAAUUGUUUUUAACUGCAGUAGAAACAUCAAGCACCACAUUUCAAUGGAUGAUAUUAUUAAUGGCACAUUACCCGGGUAUUCAACAAAAGUUACGCGAUGAUAUUUCUGGAAAACUUAAUGAUCGUAUUGCGACAAUAAGUGACAAAGGUCAUUUGGAUAAUGUGAUGGCGUUUAUAUACGAGACAUUACGGUAUAGAAAUGCCGCACCAUUGGGCCUAUUUCAUUGCGCUAUACAAUCAACCAGAUUAAGUGACAAAUAUUCUAUUCCAGAGAAAACAUGUGUAAUAGGUCAUCAAGGGUAUAUUUUAACAGAUGAAAAACACUGGACAAAUGCUGAUGAAUUUAACCCUGAGCGUUUUUUAAAUAUUCAUGGAAAAUUUGAUACACUUAAACCGCCGGCAUAUAUACCAUUUGGUACUGGACGUCGCAUUUGCCCUGGUGAACAACUAGCAAUAAAUAACCUGUUUUUAAUCCUGAUGCUGAUCCAGAAACAA
Messenger RNA from Oppiella nova, 978 nucleotides. The record is from the annotation of a GenBank genome assembly. Lineage: Eukaryota; Metazoa; Arthropoda; Arachnida; Sarcoptiformes; Oppiidae.